AACGCCGGCACAUUGCCUGCCUCAGAACAGAACACACCGGCUGCGUGAGCGGGGAAGCACAGCAUCUUUUCCAAUUCCUUGAUUCUGGUCUCUAAUGGGCAAAAAUCUUUGUAAAUGCUUUUUAAGAUCACUCGGUUGAGCAAAUCACACACUGGCCCUGGCCUUGAGGCUUAUCUGAAAGGAUUUAACUUCACUGGGGAGCCACCUUGGGUCUGCUGAACCUCUGACAUUUGAUAAUUCCAUCUCUUUCUGUCCAAUUUCUUUUGCAAGUGGAACUUGAUUUGUCACCAUGACUUCAUUCAACGACUUUGAAUUCACUCUCCUGGAGGAGGGGUUCUGUGCACGGGACAUUGUUGAGCAGAAGAUCAACGAGUCUACCUCAGAUGACAAGGAUGCUUUCUUUGUGGCAGACCUGGGGGAUGUCCUUAAGAAGCACCUUAGAUGGGCACGCUCCUUGCCUCGUGUCACACCUUUCUAUGCUGUGAAAUGCAAUGAUAGCAGGGCUGUUGUAAAGACACUGGCAACGCUGAGAGCGGGAUUUGAUUGUGCAAGCAAGGCUGAGAUCCAGCUUGUGCAGUCUCUGGGAGUGGAGCCCAGUAGGAUCAUUUAUGCCAACCCAUGUAAGCAGGUGUCGCAGAUCAAGUAUGCUUUUGCACACGGCGUGCAAGUGAUGACCUUUGAUAGUGAAGUGGAGCUGAUGAAGGUUGCUCGUAGCCAUGACAAUGCCAAACUAGUGUUGCGUAUAGCUACAGAUGACACUAAGGCAGUGUGCAGACUGAGUGUGAAGUUUGGAGCCACGCUGAAAAACAGCAGGCUGCUUCUGGAGCGGGCAAAGGAGCUGGGCCUGGACAUCAUUGGCGUCAGCUUUCAUGUAGGCAGUGGCUGCAAUGACCCAGAGUCAUUCAGCCAGGCCAUUGCAGAUGCACGCUGUGUCUUUGACAUGGGGGCUGAAUUGGGCUACAAUAUGACUCUGCUGGACAUCGGUGGUGGCUUCCCUGGCUCUGAUGAUUGCAAGCUGAAGUUUGAGGAGAUUACUGCUGUGAUCAACCCUGCACUGGAUAAGUACUUUCCUGCAGACUGUGGCGUGAGGAUAAUUGCUGAGCCUGGCCGAUUCUACGCAGCCUCUGCAUAUACACUAGCUGUCAACAUCAUUGCUAAAAAAGUCAACAUGAUUGAGGAGUCUAGCUCUGAUGAUGAAGAUGACGGGACCAGUGACAGAACUAUAAUGUACUACGUCAAUGAUGGUGUUUAUGGAUCUUUCAACUGCAUCUUUUUUGAUCACGCACAUGUGUUUCCCAUUGUGCACAAGAAACCCAAGCCUGAUGAGCACAUGUACCCAUGCAGUAUUUGGGGUCCCACCUGCGAUGGCCUGGACCGCAUUGUGGAGCUGUGUACUCUACCUGACCUGCAGAUCGGAGACUGGCUCCUGUUUGAAAACAUGGGUGCUUACACCGUGGCCGCCUCGUCCACCUUUAAUGGCUUCCAAAAACCAGACAUCCAUUACGUCAUGUCCAGAUCAGCUUGGCAAUGCAUGCAGCAGAUUCAUGCCCAGGGGAUGCCAUCUCUGGUGGAGGAACAGAACCCUGUGAACAUGCCAGGCCACUGUGGGCAUGGAAGCACCCUGGAGCUGCCUGCUAAGCCCUCUGCCACCUGUGUGCUCUAAGUCAACAUAGAUGCAGUACAGAGAGGUGCUGUGCUACCUUAGUUUGUUGUGGUGCCCAGUUCACAAUGACCCUUGUAAUUGGUCCAUGGUGCAUGUGCCUGAAAUAUAGCAGAUGCACAAAUUUACUUUUUUUUUUUUCCAAUUUUUUUUUUUUAUUCUAAAUAUGUCCUUGCUUCCUUUUUAUAUAGUUGCUUAACCAGAGAAUAGAGAAGAACAUUGAUGUCUUUCUAUUUCCUGUGUUCAGUAGUAGUUUCAGGGAUGUGAUUUUUCCGCAAAUUCGCGGAAUUCCGCUUUUUUCACCUCAAAACUUGGAAAAAAAAAAAGUUUCCGAUUUUUCCCUCAAAUCCACAUUCGUAUCCUAUUCGUUCCGACUUUGUUUGAAAGAUGGCAGCCUCGGAUUUGCAUCUUUAUGCCUCGAUCACGGAAGCUGCCAUCUUUCAACUCCGUUUGAAGCGAGCGCGUUCAUUGGUUGUUACAGAGCGAUGGGCCAAUCACGUACCUCAUUUCAUCUCAUU
Molecule: messenger RNA, 2178 nt
Organism: Neoarius graeffei (lesser salmon catfish)
Lineage: Eukaryota; Metazoa; Chordata; Actinopteri; Siluriformes; Ariidae
Product: ornithine decarboxylase-like
Exons: 11
Coding region: 290-1663 (457 amino acids)
Cellular component (GO): cytoplasm
Molecular function (GO): ornithine decarboxylase activity
Source: RefSeq, a predicted model, not a curated record